GCCAGUCGACACCCAGAGGUAAAGGAAGAUUCUCACUGCACUUUUCCCCAAGAUGAAACCUAGCCUUAUCCUUGGUCUUUUGUGCACACUUGUCGGUGAAGUGGCAGCUCUCAAUUGCUACUUCUGCUCUCAUCAGAAGUCCCAACACUGCAACGAUACCUGCAUGUGUGACCCAGGAUCAUGUGCCAGCGUAACGGAGGCAUUUUUUGAAGGUGAUACAGAAAUAGUAAGCAAUGUGAGGUGCUGUGUCCAGCCAGAUCACUGCAUCGCUGGCUCGAUAAAUCUUGGAGUUUCUAAGAGGACAAUCAACACCGAAUGCUGUGGAAAAGAACUGUGCAAUACUAAAAACACUCCAGAGUUUAACAAAGAUGAUACUCCGAAUGGGAAGAAGUGUUUCACCUGUGAAGGCAAUGACUGCACAAAAACGAUGGAUUGUGUUGGAAAUGAGGACCAUUGCAUUAAAUCAACAACUGAGAUGAACGGCCAGAUAGCUAUUCUGAAAGGAUGUGCAUCCAGGAGUAUCUGCCAAGGAAACGUAUCUGGUCUGAUGGGCUAUCUGUCGGAGUGCUGUGAGGGGAACCUGUGCAACAGGCCCAAGAGAGGAGGGACACAGAGAGUCCUUAUCCUGUUGGCCUGUCUCCUCUCUGCCGUGAUCAUCGUUCUGAGUGGUGUGCUUCUGGGACUUCAUAUCAGGAAACCGAAAAGGUGUAACUACUGUUCCACAAGUUCUAUAGAAAUGUAUGACGUAGACACAUGAGUAUUAUUGCUCAUGUUUUGUAAAUUGUAAACUGCAAGUUGUAAAGUUGUUUGUAAGUUGUAAACUGUAAGGAAACCGAAAAGGUGUAACUACUGUUCCACAAGUUCCAUAGAAAUGUAUGACGUAGACACAUGAGUAUUUUUGCUCAUGUUUUGUAAAUUGUAAAUAAACUGCAAGUUGUAGAGUUUUUUGUAAGUUGUAAACAGUAAAUUGUAAAUAAAUUGUUUAUAUUUGUUUUGAGUGUUA
Messenger RNA from Sardina pilchardus (European sardine), 1003 nucleotides. Its product is annotated as urokinase plasminogen activator surface receptor-like. NCBI's taxonomy places the organism in Eukaryota, Metazoa, Chordata, Actinopteri, Clupeiformes, Clupeidae. Bases 53 to 757 code for a protein of 234 amino acids. The record is from RefSeq and is a predicted model, not a curated record. The transcript is spliced from 5 exons.